Messenger RNA from Coccinella septempunctata (seven-spotted ladybird), 1052 nucleotides. Its product is annotated as putative glutathione-specific gamma-glutamylcyclotransferase 2. The record is from RefSeq and is a predicted model, not a curated record. Gene Ontology annotation, molecular function: glutathione specific gamma-glutamylcyclotransferase activity; gamma-glutamylcyclotransferase activity. Bases 21 to 560 code for a protein of 179 amino acids. Gene Ontology annotation, cellular component: cytoplasm. The transcript has 2 exons. Lineage: Eukaryota; Metazoa; Arthropoda; Insecta; Coleoptera; Coccinellidae. Gene Ontology annotation, biological process: glutathione catabolic process.
UAGCAGCUUCUGAUUUUGCUAUGUGGGUAUUUGGAUAUGGUUCUUUAGUCUGGAAAGUGGAUUUUCCUUUCGAGCGGAAAGAAAUUGGUUACAUAAAGGGCUAUGAAAGAAGAUUUUAUCAGCAUAGUACAGAUCAUCGUGGAACAGUAAAUAACCCGGGUAGGGUGGUUACUUUAAUUCCUAGUGAUAAUCCGGAGUCUAAAGUAUUUGGUGUAGCAUAUAAGAUCAAAGAGGAGGAUAUUGAUUAUGUAGUCAAUCAUUUGGACUACAGAGAAAAAGGUGGAUACGAAAGGGUUUCAGUUUUAUUCUAUCCAAGGAAUAACGAAAGUUUUCCAUUCAGUAUAAUAAUAUAUUUAGCCAAUCAUGAAAAUCCUCAUUUUGCUGGAUAUGCUGAUAUCAAAGACAUAGCGAAACAAGUAGUUAAGUGCUCUGGUCCAAGCGGAGCAAAUAUUGACUAUGUUUUGAACUUAGCGAAUUCCAUGAGGAAAAUAGCACCUGAAGAGGAGGACUCACAUUUAUUUGAUCUUGAGAAAGCUGUAUUGGCACUUGCAAACAGUUGAUUGGAAUUUUAACUGUUUUCAUCUCAUGAAAGUUGAUUAAUGUAGAAGAAAUACAUAUAUUCCAGAAAUUAUACAAUGCUGAAAGAUGCAUAUGGAUACACUACAAUAAAAGAUAAAAGCUGGUUAAAAAUCCACUUGCUCUACCAGCAACCACAUCUAAGAUUCAGGGGUCAAUUAAAAGGGAUUAUUCACAACUCAUUAUGAAACCAUGCUAAGUUGAUUCAGCAAACAAGAACACCAAACUGGAUAACAUGAACUAUGAACAAUCAAGAUCAUUUUAGCUUCCAAAAUUCAUCAGGAUGACAAGACUACAUCCACGAGAUAAAAAUUCUCUAUCUCAACAUGAAACAACUUAUGAUGGAAAAUUUGUAAUAGCGAUUAUUGAAUUUCUUGUUAUUAACAGAAGAAGGUUUUCUUUUCAGAGACACUAUACACAAAAAUUUGUCAGGUUUGAUGAAAAUGACCCAAUAAAUAUGUGCAUGUGAUCUCUAA